This is a messenger RNA of Pocillopora meandrina, 4058 nucleotides long. Lineage: Eukaryota; Metazoa; Cnidaria; Anthozoa; Scleractinia; Pocilloporidae. The record is from the annotation of a GenBank genome assembly.
GAGAUAUCUUACUAGUCUCCAGUUUCCUCGCGUUCAGAUGUCUUACGUGAUACCGCAUCAAAACAAACAGAGCCGGGAGCUUUGAGCCAUUCAUUUUGGGAAAAACUUUGUGACUUCUCCGUGAUAUGACAAUCAAUAGAAUAUUUUGACAGAAUCAAGUAGUUAAAAAUGAAAUUUUAGGGAAAAAGCUCGUGGAUGUCAACGGCAAAAUCCCGAGGGUUCCUGUAAAUAUCGGAAGAAGUGCUCAUUUCAUUACCAAGUCGGCCUCUGUUUCAACGUUAUCGACUUUCUGUAUCGUAGCUUUCCAGUAUUGUUUUCCAUAGUGGGAAAAUUCUUUUUGAGGCAGACGACACAGCUGGAAUACACAAAAAAGGUGAGUGUAAGCUUGACGAAAAUUUAUUUCAAAACACAAAUUAUCUCGCUUAAAUUCAACGCUUCUGUAAACGCAAAUGUCCCUAUGCUAAAAUGUUUCAUCGCCAUUUUAACUAAAUUAAAUUUUAGGUGCAAAUGAAGAGGAGAAUAACGGAAUCCGCGAUCGAUUCGUGUUGUUUGUGAUGAGUUUGGAGAGGUAAUGAGUCGAAAUGAUAGCCAAAUUCAGUUUUCCGCCAUUUCAUAUACACCCGGAUAGUUCACUCAAAAGACAGCACAGUGCUUGCCCGACGAUCGAGGGAAAGUCGAGCAUACCGAAGUGUUGGGUAGAAUAUGUAGAAACUUUUCGUUGUAAAUAGCAACUUUUGUUCUCAAGUAGUUAGUUAAAACAGUCGUUAAUGGUAAUUCGUCAAAUCGCGGUGACGCUUGACGGAAUUUGUGAAUAGACAUUACGUUAAAAAUGCUAUUACCCCAAAUAUCAACAAUGCUAGUGAUUGAGUGCUCUCUGUCCCUAAUUAAAAUAGAGACGUGGGGGGGGGGGGAUUUUAAUGGUUUGACCGGUCAAAAAGGCCAGGACAACACGACUAUUACAGAUAAUUACAUUCACAGGAAAGUGUCUCCAUUGAUCGAAAUCUUGUGCUUGUGUAUGCUAAUCAGUUCUUUGUUGACAUUUGUUAAAUGUUUGUAAAAAAAAAAAAAAUUAGGAAAUCCUUGAAUUUUGUUGAUUAGAAAAGAAAAACAAAAAAAAAACCGAAAAAGUCAAAUCCAAACCAAACAGAAUCCGCUUCCUCCAAUGUCACGCUAUGACAACAGUCACGCAAACGCAACAGCUUUUAGACUUAGAGCUAGAAAAAGCAAAAACAAACGAACUUUUAAGGGCGAACGAAAUUGUUUCAUUAGUGGAGCAGACAGUUGAACACUGCAAUCGAUUGAAGUUUCGACCCAAAUUCGCAUUUGAUGGUAAUUUACCAAACAAAAUUGAGUUUGAUUGCCAUCCUGUAGAAAGAGAGCAUAAAGGAUGUUAGUUCUCUGAGGCUGAUCUAUAUUUAUUGCCAUAGCUUAUCCCGUUUUCUUAAUCUUCAAAGAAGUAAGUUCACCGUCCCUUACCUCACCCUCUCCUCCCACGCUUUUUCGUUGUCUUCGAUUUUGUAACAGCAAUAGAAUAUAAAUUAUAUUAUAUUCUCUUGGUCUUAGAUUUAAAUAUAAAGAGAGAUGGGAAACGAAGUGAGUACAGUCGGAGGAGCAAUCGCCACCGCUGCCACUUCAGUUGCCGCUGGAGUUACGUUUGGUCAGGUUGAUGCUCUGAAUAAUGCUGCGGUCGAAUGCGCCAAGUUUACGGGAAGUGCCGCUUCAAAGACGGUUGUACGUCACGUUGGAGAAACAGUUGGCUCUGCCAUAGCAACAGGUGCCGUGGCAGCCGCUUCUGGAGCCACUUUUGGACGAGUGGAUACCUUGAAUAAGACUGUCGUCAAGUUAGCAAAGCAUACGGCUGAAGCUGCGGUCGAGUCUGGCAAAGUGGUCAUUCACACCACCAAUGAAGUAGCCAAUGGCAUGCCUGUGAUAGGGCACAUCAAAGGUGGAAUACACUAUGCCAUCGGGGAUAGAAAGAGUGGGAAUGAGGCAAUGAAGAAGGCUUCAAGGUCAACCGGGGUUGUCGUAGGGGGCGUUCUAGGGGUAUCCGGUGGUCCAGUGGGAAUGGUUGCCGGGGGUAUCGCAGGGGGAGCUGUGAUGGAUGGCAUAACAACUGGAGUAGAGUCGGCUGUAGAAGGGAAGUAUACUCCAGCCGGACAAAUCAAAGCUUGGACUAAUGUUGCCACGGGUAAAGACCCACAGACGAUUAUCGGGGGCGUGGUGGGGGGUGUUAUGUCCCCCAUUAUGGACGGAGUAGGAGGGUAUGAUGUCGGAACUCUGUUUAAAGGAGGUAGAGUUACGCAUCCACAUGACCAUCACGACUUGGCGGAGUUCGAACAUGUAGAAGUUCCAAUUGAAUCCGAUUCCGAAAAGUCAAAACCUGCAUCAAAUCAUUCCAAGGCGGAACGAGAAAACAGCGAGGUUCCGGGUGCGUCAUCAGCCGUUACAGGAACCGAUAGAGGUGAGGAUCAAUCACACACCAAUGGAAGGGAAGCAGAAGAUAGAUCGAGUGAAGUCGCUGAGGGAGUGGGUCGAUUAGUUGGUGAGGGAAGGGAAGCAGAAGGUCUAGGAAGUGACGAAAAGGGUGGAGUCUCUAGAAGGAUGAAGCAUUCAGCAGGGGAGGCAAGGGAAACAGAAUUUGAGGAGAGUCAAACAGAAGUCGAGGAAAUAAAAAAAGAUAGUGGUGAAAACGAAGCAGAUGGUGAAUUCGGUGAAUGGGUGUAUCUAUCAGCUACAGAGAUAAGCGAAGGAGAAGACGAGAGAACAGAAGGUGUUUCAGAUGAAGGAGAGUCGAGUGGCAGCACGGGUGUAACAGGCAGACCUUUAGGAUGCAGUGGAUCAUCAAUAAUCCAUGCUUGGAAAACCGUACUUAGCGAAGGAGAAGGUGAAAUUAUUCACUUGUCAAAGCUAGAAGAUGGAACACUUUACCGAGGCGUGAAUAAAGGUGAAAACCCAUACAGUGCGGAUGGCCAUGAGGCACGUUUGGGCGAAGGAGUUCACUUCACAGAUGACCUUGAUGAAGCUAUUGACUUUGCCACGUUACGGCAAGCGGCUGAAUCCUCCAACAGAGUAAAUGGAGAAGUGUACCAUUUCGCGUUUAAAGCCGCAGAAUGGCGGGAUUAUAUGAAGAACUGGACGCUUGAACAAGAAGGCACGGUCAGAACUCUUCAUAGUAUAGAUGAAUUCCAAGUUAUCAAGACCACUUAUGGUAGUGCAAACCAUUACCGAUUUAGCCCUCAUAUAGCUGAGGUGAUGGAACAGAGAGACACCCUGGUAAAAAUAAGAGAUGUUAGUACCUCAUCCAAAUGUUCUUUAACAUGACUGAACCUCAGUCGCUUCAUACCCAUGGCGUAUACAGGUUUACUAACGUACCGCAAGUUUGCGGUGAAACUGGUUAAAUACUCUAAAAUACUUACUUUUUUCUAUCGCGCAUUACAAUCUUUAAGUAUCUUUUGCGCAACCAGGCAUCUUCCGAGGUGUUGACAAAGUUGAAAGGUGGUUGUAAUAAAGGGCGUUUGCUAUACAUUUAAGAUAAUAAAACUCUCUGGUUAUCGACGCUAUAAUCCACGCGGGAUUCAUUGAGGAGCUUUGAGAGAACACGAACAAAGUUCACAAAUCAAGAGCCGAAGGCAAAUGAUAGAAGAGCUUCUCUCGUGUCGAUCGAAUAUAACUGUGGGCUGCUAUGCACUGAGUCGAUAGGAAUUACAGUUUCUUUCCUAUAUGAAAUAAUUGUGAAACGUUUAGGUUUUCUGUGGGUUUACUGGAACAAUGAACAGUAGGUUUUUAACUAACUAGUCUUCGCGUAGUAUUGAGGAUAGUUUUAUCAAUCUGCCCGUAGAAUAGGAGCUUUCGCUUAAAGCGAGUCCUUCCUCAUAAUUUGUCACUUAAGUGAGGCGUGAGCAACUAAACAUUGCCUAAGGCCAGCGUGGCAUAGAACAACACAAUGUUGGCAGAUUUUGCUGACUGAGUGUUUGAGUCAACCUUUUGAGUUUAUUUUCUGUUGCGGUUUUUUCUUGUUUACUUUUGUGUGGUCGUUGCUUAGUAAAAAAGGAACUUGG